Anopheles merus is the source of this 2267-nucleotide messenger RNA. RefSeq lists its product as uncharacterized. Gene Ontology annotation, biological process: regulation of tube size, open tracheal system; septate junction assembly. NCBI's taxonomy places the organism in Eukaryota, Metazoa, Arthropoda, Insecta, Diptera, Culicidae. The record is from RefSeq and is a predicted model, not a curated record. The transcript is spliced from 5 exons. Bases 587 to 1255 code for a protein of 222 amino acids. Gene Ontology annotation, cellular component: membrane; septate junction.
AUAACUUAACAACCCUCAUCCCUUGCCUUCCCACCCUCACUGGUCCUACAGGGCGCGUUCGGGUGUUUCUGUUGGCCGCUUUUCAACCCCCUUCACACUGUUCGCUUUACAGACGCACGCACACACGUACGGUCAUUACGUGCGGGGUACGGGCGCGGACAGGUUUUACUCGUCAAGCAGUUAGCCAGCCAGUCAGUUUCAUCUCACAACGACGCGCGUACUCGUCUCACGUCUUGGACAACGACGACGACGACGACGGCCAAGACGGCAACUUCUUCUCAUUCUCACGCGCAGUGUGGCGAAGUAAUGCAACAAAAUUCGGAGCUUCUAUCUGGGCGUGCCAAGACCACCACAACAACAGUGUGCCGCCCGCAUGUAAACAAAUAAGGGGCUGAGCUUGUUUGACUGUUUCACCAAAGAAACGCAUUCAGUCGUCCCAAGGAUAGCGGUAGUAGUUGCCAGCGGAGCGCUAACUAAUAGUGUGUGCGCUCGCCCGAAUAGGAACACCCGGUGAAGGUGUAAAAAGACCUAUAGACAAACGGACCUCUAUUUGCCGUCUCAAACCCGCCAGCUUGAUUUAGCUACGAUGAAGCGUCGCUCGCUGUCGGGCAACUGUGGCGUUGGCGUGUUCGUGAUCGCGCUGGUGACGGUGCUGGUUGCGUUUGCCACGCCGAGCUGGCUGGUAAGUGACUAUCGCAUUACCGGCGCCAAGCUGGACCGGUUGGGCCUGUGGACGCACUGCUUCCGGUCGCUGCCAGACGUUAACGAUGACUACCAGCGUCGCUUUUUCGUCGGCUGCCGUUGGGUGUACGAUCCGUUUACGACAGGAUACGACGAGAUACGCGGCUUUCUUAUUCCACCGUUCAUGGUGGCCACCCAAUUCUUCUACACGCUCUGCGCUAUCGGUGUAAUAUUGGCGAUGGUUUUGGUGCUCCUAUACUUCCUGUGUGCCGGACCGGACCAAAAGUUCUUUGUCAAGCUUAUCAAGGCAAUCAGCUUCAUUACACUGGCGGCAUCGAUCUGCGGCAGCAUCGGGGUGAUCGUGUUCGCCUGCUUCGGCAAUAAGGACAAGUGGAUGCCGGAACAUGCGAACAAUUGGUUCGGCUGGUCAUUCAUCCUGGCGUGUAUCGGUGUGGUGGCGUGUGCCGUCGCAUCCUCACUGUUCUUCACCGAGGCACACGUGCAGGCACGCAAGCGGCGACAGCUGAAGGAAUCACAGACCCAGUUCCAGAUGGACAGUGAAUCGAAAGCAUAAGUCGCCUUACACUCCACACACACACACACACACACACGCGCGCAAGCACGCACUAACCGCGUGUCCCCAUCUCGCUAUGACCGCAGCAAAACGUUCGACCAGCGCACAACACAUUGUAUGACGCACAAACUAUGCGUACCAAUCAUAAUCCCAUAAUCCCAUCGAUCGAGUUCGACUUCAUCAUCGCAAAGUACAACAGUUAACAACGGGGAAGCUCUGAAUCGUGCCGAACGUGCGGCCAGAGUCGUGACGAAGGGGCGAAUGGCGUUUCAGUAGGUCCGCAGUGAGCGAAAAGGAGCAGCUAUAGGGAAAAGCGGCGUACCUAGUUUAUAGGAAAGAUUAGUCUGUUGUGCAAGGCAAUCUCAAUCAGCGUACCGUCCAAGCUGAAGCUAUUCAAGUGUCUUCUACUGUUUUUAAAAAGCUAUAUUUUUGUAGUGUAUGUCUUAAUUUUACGUUUCCACGGAACAGCAUCCGUCCAUUUUUAGUAUUACUUGCACUUCCGUUUUAGCGGUUCGACUAUUUCCAAGCUCGAAAGAUGUUGCCAAUACAAAACAGAAUAUGAUUAUGUAAUGUAUAAACGUACUAAUCUACAACCGAAAGGCGUGUGCUUUAAUUGCCCUUAGGUUUGUAGCGGAAUUGCAUUUGAAAGAUUUUAUUGUACUCCAUAUUCGUAGAUAAAAAAGAACCGCAUCACCAUAAGCAAUGCAGCAGCAGAAGUUGCUUGUAAAAGUUGCCUUAAAUAAGAUAAACAAGCAAAUAUUUUGAUUGAAAGCAAACACACCACAUUCCUACGUUCACACGUACAGGAAAAGAAAUUCAAGAGCUUAACACUGAUCCUAACAUUCCAUUGCGAAACUUUGGAAUCUCUAUAAACGAAUGCAAAUUUUGUAGAAUAACAACGAAUCUAUCCAAAACGACGAGAAUAUUGGGUAUGAUGAGAAGAAUGAGCAAUAUACAAAGCUUGGUAAAUGUUUUUACAAUCAAAUAUGAUCGGUAGCGUGGGGAAAAGUAG